AUGCUUCCGCCCAACAUUGACGAUGCAUUGACCUCCAGUGAUGUAAUCGUGAGGGAAGGUGACAACGUCACCUUGCGCUGCAAGGCGAAAGGUAGUCCCGAACCUGCCAUACGAUGGAAACGUGAUGAUGGUUUGAAAAUUGUCCUCAACAAAAGCAAUGAAGUUAGCGAAGUUGAAGGUGAAACUCUGGAAUUGGAACGUAUCUCACGUCUCCACAUGGGAGCUUAUUUGUGCAUAGCCACAAACGGUGUGCCACCCAGUGUAUCGAAACGUAUUAAAGUUAGCGUUGACUUCUCUCCCAUGGUGUCGAUACCCCAUCAAUUAGUCGGUGUGCCAAUGUAUUUCAAUACGACGCUGGAGUGUUUUAUUGAAGCGAAUCCCACAUCGCUGAACUACUGGACCAGAGAGAAUGAUCAAAUGAUCACAGAUUCGUAUAAAUAUAAAACCGAAACCAUACCCGGUAAUCCGUCAUACAAGGCAACAAUGCGUUUACACAUAACGAAUGUACAGAAAAGUGAUUAUGGCAGCUACAAGUGUGUAGCCAAAAAUCCUCGUGGUGAAAUGGAUGGGACCAUAAAACUUUACA
Musca domestica (house fly) is the source of this 586-nucleotide messenger RNA. RefSeq names its product lachesin. The transcript has 5 exons. The annotation marks the transcript as partial. Gene Ontology annotation, cellular component: neuron projection. Lineage: Eukaryota; Metazoa; Arthropoda; Insecta; Diptera; Muscidae. The record is from RefSeq and is a predicted model, not a curated record.